Penicillium hordei is the source of this 720-nucleotide messenger RNA. Its product is annotated as GNAT family N-acetyltransferase. The coding region runs from base 1 to 720 and encodes 239 amino acids. The record is from RefSeq and is a predicted model, not a curated record. NCBI's taxonomy places the organism in Eukaryota, Fungi, Ascomycota, Eurotiomycetes, Eurotiales, Aspergillaceae. The transcript has a single exon. Gene Ontology annotation, molecular function: protein-N-terminal-alanine acetyltransferase activity; protein N-terminal-serine acetyltransferase activity.
AUGGCAUCACUACGCCCAAAAGGCCCACUGGUCCCCUUCACCCCAGCUCUACUACCAACAAGCCAAACAAUCCCAGGGCGAACAAUUCUCCUAGAGAAACUCUCCCCAAAGCACGCUGACGACCUCUUCGCCCUAACGGGUGGGCUUGAACCACCCAGAGAGGCCCUAUGGGACUACAUGUUCGACGGGCCGUACUCAGACGCCGAAGCCUUCAAAACCGGCAUUGCAUCAAAAUCCAUUUCAACAGAUCCAUUCUUCUACGCAAUCAUCGACAAGCGCAACGCUACCCCCACUUUCGGGAAAGCAAUUGGCUAUCUCUCUCUGAUGCGUAUGACUCCCGACCACCUGGGCGUCGAAAUCGGGAAUGUGAUGUACUCGUCUGCGCUCCAGCGCACAACGGGCGCGACAGAGGCUAUAUAUCUCCUUGCUCAGCAUGCUUUCCACGACCUUGGGUAUAGGAGAUUGGAGUGGAAAUGCAAUUCGCUGAAUGAACCUUCGCGGCGUGCGGCUCUGCGCCUAGGAUUCUCGUUUGAGGGGACCUUUCGGCAGCACAUGAUUGUUAAGGGGAGGAAUAGGGAUACAGCUUGGUAUUCCAUUUUGAGGGAUGAGUGGGAUACUUCACUAAAGGCUUCCAUGGAUAAAUGGCUGGAUCCUGAGAACUUUGGAGAGGAUGGUGGUCAGAUUAGGUCACUGCAGGAUUUGAGAGCUGAGUUGGGUUGA